AUGUUUCAUAAUUAUUUUUAUACCAAAUUUUUAAUAAAACCAAUAAAACCUUUAAAAUUGAUAAAUUAUAUACCUCUACGAUCAUAUCAUCAAUAUUAUCUGACAACGAAACUUAAUAAAAAUGUUUCAAUUAUUUUCAAUCAAUUAAAUAAACAAGAUUCUUUAUUUGAUUAUGGUAAAAAUGAAUUUUCUCUCAUUUAUUCAAAAAAUUUUUCUACUGGAAAUGUGAAAAAAGAAAGUAUUAUCACUAGUAAUAAUGAUUUGAAUAAAAUAUAUAGUGAUACUUUAUUAUUACCAAAAACAAAUUUCCCAUUAAGAGCCGAUGCUGCUAAUAGAGAAAUUUUGUUUCGAGAUAGGUGUACUAAAGAUUUAUAUCAAUGGCAGUUAGAAAAUAAUCCAAAAGAAUUAUAUAUCUUACAUGAUGGACCACCGUAUGCUAAUGGAAAUUUACAUAUUGGACAUGCUUUAAAUAAAAUAUUAAAAGACAUUAUAAAUCGAUACAAAGUAUUAAUUGGACAUAAAGUGAAUUAUAUUCCAGGAUGGGAUUGUCACGGUUUGCCAAUUGAAUUAAAAGCACUUACAGAACUAAAAAAUGUAGAUAAUUUUUCAUUAGCACCACUUCAUAUUCGCAAUGUAGCAAGACAAUGUGCAUUAAAUGCAUUAGAGUAUCAAAAGAAAGAAUUUAUUAAUUGGGGAAUAAUGGGAGAUUGGGAAAAUUCUUACAGAACUUUGGAUAAGGAAUAUGAAGUUAAUCAAUUACAAGUAUUUCACGAGAUGUUGAAGAAAGGAUAUAUUUAUAGACAAAAUAAACCCGUAUAUUGGUCUCCUUCCUCAAGAUCGGUUUAUGUAAAGUUUCCUAUGAUUAAUUCAACCCUAGAUUUACCAAUUUUGUCAAGAGAUAAUCUAAAUGUGUUAAUAUGGACAACAACUCCAUGGACUCUUCCUGCAAAUCAGGCAGUUGCAAUAAAUCCAAAUAUGGAAUAUUCAAUUGUCUGUCCAACGAAUGUUGACCACAAUGCAUCGACUAUACAUUAUUAUAUAGUUGCAUCUAAAAGAAUAGAUGUAUUACAAAAAGUUCUUGGCACAGAAUUAAGUAUAAAAUCUACAUUUGAAGGUAAGAAACUCGUCGGGGCAAUCUAUAUGCAUCCAAUAAAUAUGCAACAAUGUAAGAUCAUUGAAGCUUCUCAUGUCACUGAAGAAUCCGGUACAGCACCAGGUCAUGGAAUGGAAGAUUAUGAAACGUGUAAAAAACUAUCUAUUCCAAUAUUUUGUCCAGUUGAUGAGUUUGGAAAUUUUACUCCUGACGUAGGUAAUCCUACAUUUGAGGGUAAAUUUGUAUUAACAAAUGGGACAUCAUCUGUAAUAGAAUAUUUAAGAAGAAAAAACAAUUUAAUUAAAGAAGAAAAUUUUAUACAUAAAUAUCCUUAUGAUUGGAGAACAAAAAAGCCAAUUAUUUUAAGAGCUACUGCUCAAUGGUUUGCUAAUGUCGAAGCCAUUAAACAAAAAGCCAUUGAAUCACUUAAAGAGGUUAAAAUGGUACCUGAAGCUGCACGAUAUCGAUUGGAACAAUUUACUUUAUCACGUAGUGAAUGGUGUAUUUCGCGUCAAAGAUCCUGGGGAGUUCCUAUACCAGUAUUAUACGAAACAGAAACAGAUAUUCCUUUAUUGACAGAUUCUUCUAUAAAACACAUAAUCGAAAUUGUUAAAGAACAUGGAUCAGAUGGGUGGUGGGAAACUGAUGAGAAAGACUUGCUUCAUCCCGAGUAUAAGAACAAUGGUAAAACGUAUAGGAGAGGGAAUGAUACAAUGGAUGUAUGGUUCGACAGCGGAGUCUCUUGGACUUAUCUCUUGAAAAAAUUCAAAAGGGAAGAUUCCAAGGCAAUUGCAGAUCUAUAUGUAGAAGGAAGCGAUCAGCAUCGCGGAUGGUUUCAGUCAUCUUUGUUAACUUCUAUUGCUGUAAAUAAUAAAGCUCCUUACUCAGCUUUGAUUACACAUGGAUUUGUUAUGGAUGAACACGGUCGGAAAAUGUCAAAAUCUAUAGGAAAUGUGGUGGAUCCCAAUAUUAUCAUUAAAGGAGGAAAGAACCUAAAAAAAAACCCAGCAUACGGGGUAGAUGUACUUAGAUUAUGGGUUGCAUCAUCAGAGUACAUUAAAGAUGUUAACAUAGGGAGCAAUGUUAUGAAACAAGUUGGAGAAAACAUUCGGAAAUAUCGUAAUACAGCGAGAUUUAUGUUGGGUAAUUUGUAUAAUUUUAGCUAUGAUAAAUUGGUUGACUAUGAAGAUCUUUAUCCGAUUGAUAAAUAUAUGUUACAUGAAGUUUAUCAUUUUGGAAAUAACGUGAAGACCUUUUAUGACGAUUAUACCUUUAAUAAAGUUGUUCAAACGCUAAAUAAUUUCACAAAUACGACGUUAUCGGCAUUUUAUUUUGAUAUCAUCAAAGACAGAUUAUACGCUGAUUAUUUAACAAGUCAGAGCAGGAAAAAUGUAUUAACCGUUCUUUACCAUAUCUUGAAUGUUUAUACCAUAACAUUAUCACCGAUAGUUCCACAUCUUGCGGAAGAAAUUUAUGAGAAUUAUAAAAUUUUAGGACCCAAGGAAUAUGAUAGUAUUUUCAGAUUAGGAUGGUAUAAUUUGGAUGAAAAAUGGAAUAAUCAAUCUUUACGACAGGAAUGGGAUGUUUUAAAACAAUUAAGGAAUGACGUGAAUCAACUAUUAGAAGUCGUUAGAAAAGACAAGUAA
Molecule: messenger RNA, 2739 nt
Organism: Funneliformis geosporum
Lineage: Eukaryota; Fungi; Glomeromycota; Glomeromycetes; Glomerales; Glomeraceae
Source: the annotation of a GenBank genome assembly